UCGCACCUACUUUCGCAUCUGACCUAUCGCUUAACACGAUGAUUACAGGACUUUAUUGGAUUACCUUUUUGCCUUUACGGUACUUUACAGGGUGUUUGUUUAACAUCUACUUCGGGUCACUUGACCUUAGCACAAUUAGCUAUGGCGAAUCAUCAAGAUCAUUCGUCCCAGGGUCCCCGGGAUCUAGGCUACGGCCUCCAGGGCCCUCGUCAUCCUGGCAUGGGCUACAACGGAAACCCUGCACAGCAGGAGAUCCAGAGAAAUCCCCUCCACCGAGCUGGUGAGGAGUCGGGCUUUCUCGACCCGCGAGUGUUGGGCAAUGGUGGUAACCAUCCCAACGCUGCCGCCGAGAACUCGUACGCAAUGGCUCGUGGCGUGCCUCAAGGCUUGCUUCAAGACUGGCCUCAAGGCGUGCCUCGCAACGUGAGCCAGAUGCCUCUAGGAGCAGCACAUAGACAUACCCUGUGGGCGGGUGACCAAGCAGAUCCCCAGAAUCCCCGACCGGCUAUUGGCACACAAAAUCCCCCUAACGACGACGACAACGACGAUUGGACGUAUGCGAUCGAAGUGAUACCCGGUCUUGAUGAACCUGGUCAAGAAUUAGCCAUAGGCCACACCCUCGCUAUCCAUCAGUACCUGAAAAGCCGAUCUGUCAACUACGUCUUAACCGUUACUGCACCCGUUGAAAGGUCCGGCCUUUGUCGACAGUUCGCCCUUCGAAAGCAAGAUCGAUCCAACAACCGCCUGAGACUCGAGUUUCUUAAAGCCUUUAGCCCUAGCCGGCGCUACAACAAAGAGUUCCCGCGUUACUCCUUCAAGAUGAGCGUCAUAUUCAAGGACCGCGUGGUUCAACCCGCCGGUCCGUACCCGCCCGGCAUCGACGGCCGACAUGAUCAGGAGGAAGAUAACCGUUUUUCUCCGGGUCCCUCUAUGAACGGUCUUGCGGGAUACGGUGUGGGGGACGAUCAGCUCUUACUUCCGGCUUCUCCCAGCUCUAACGGCUUGGAUUCCCCUUCUCCUUUCGAGCGGCCUAUUUCUCCUCCCGAAAGUCUCUCAACACCGGGACAUCGCCAUGCCCGACCGCCUCGCCUAGGGCCCGUUAUCAAGCCCACCCGUGUUGCAAUCAAGAAUCGCGAUGGAAAGUUUGCUUGUUCCUUCCUCGGUUGUACCGAGGAGGUGAAGGUGUUUAGUCGGAAAUGCGAAUGGAGCAAGCAUAUGGAUAAGCACGACAGACCCUACAAGUGCCUAGCGCUGGGAUGUGAGAAGCUCGCCGGCUUCACGUAUUCUGGCGGCCUCUUGCGCCACGAGCGGGAGGUUCAUAAUAAGCACGGUGGUCCGAAGAACCCUCUGAACUGUCCGCACGGAAACUGCAAGCGCCACGAGGGCAAGGGAUUCUCACGCAUGGAGAACCUCAACGAGCAUCUGCGCCGAGUGCAUACUCCUAACGAAGCUAACGCCGGGGCUGCGGUCGCCCAAUCGCCCGAGGCCGAGCUCGACGAGAACCCUGCCCCCCUUCAGCAGGCGGUAGCCGGCCAGAAGAUAGGCGAGAAGCGCAAGCCUGAGGAUGAUCUCCGCGAGGAGGUGAAGCGUCUCCACCAGGAGAACCAGAAGCUAAAAGACCAGAUUCUCGCACAGUCGAUUAACAGUAUGGCAAUGAUGCAGACUAUUGGUCAGAUCAAUGCACGACUAGCGCAGCUUGCCAACGGCGGCCCUCACCCCGAAGACCAAGCCCAAGCCCAAGCACAAGCCCAUGUUCAAGUUCAAGCCCAAGCUGGACCCCCCAAAGCCGAGCUUCUACCCGCGGCGGCACUUCCGCAGGCCAUGCCCGAACCCGACCUCAGCGAUCCCCACGCCGCCGGAAACGCUGACCUGAACCCACCCGUGCCGGACUAGGACGCCUUCAUGCAGGACUGGGAUCAGCCGUUUACCGACGGUGCGGGCGGGUUUCUUGACGAUUCUGAAAAUGACGAGGAAGAACAUGACCAGUAGGGCGAGUUUGGCCCCGGCGGACUUGGCGAUGAUGACGAAUGAUGAAUGAAGAAGAAUAAGAAGAACAGCUC
This is a messenger RNA of Daldinia caldariorum, 2060 nucleotides long. RefSeq lists its product as uncharacterized. Gene Ontology annotation, biological process: regulation of transcription by RNA polymerase II. Gene Ontology annotation, cellular component: nucleus. Lineage: Eukaryota; Fungi; Ascomycota; Sordariomycetes; Xylariales; Hypoxylaceae. The record is from RefSeq and is a predicted model, not a curated record. The transcript is spliced from 5 exons. The coding region runs from base 142 to 1893 and encodes 583 amino acids.